AUGGUUUCUGAAUUAUGGAAAUAUAUUGAUAAAGAUGAAGGGGAAAUGAUAGCGUGUGACCACCAGCCGAUUUCUAUCUUGGAGGAUAUAGGCUUUAAAAGGCUUUUACAUCAUUUAUGUCCAAAUUACAAAAUUCCCAAUAGAAAGUAUUUUUCGCAAGGAGUUAUUCCGGAUAUAUAUGAAAAACUCUCCGAAAAAAUUCGUAAAGAAAUUUUGGUUGACGAUUCUUUUUUAUCCUUUACGGUAGAUAUAUGGACUAGAAAUUCAGGUGGCGAUUCUCACAUCUCCUUAACAUGCCACUAUAUAAACCAAAAUUUUCAACAAAUUAAUAGAGUUCUAAAUGUUAAAACAUUUAAUGAGUCGCAUACAGCAAUAAAUAUUGCUCAAAUUUUAGAUGAAAUUAUUAAUUAUUUGGGUAUAAAGAAAAAUAAAAUACACCUAAUCAUUAGAGAUAAUGCACCCAAUAUAACUUUGGCCAUGAAAAAUGGGAAAUUUCAAAGCGUUUCGUGUUUUGCACAUAGUUUGCAAUUGGUUGCACAGGCAGCAAUUUUAUCACAGAGAUCUAUUAUUGACAUGCUUGCCCGGGUUAGAAAAAUAGUAGGACACUUUAAACAUUCUUCUAUUGCACAAAAUUGUCUAAAAGAAAUCCAAAUUCGAUUAAGUCUAGCCCAGCACAAAUUAAUCCAGGAUGUGCCCACCCGUUGGGAUUCUACCUAUUAUAUGCUCGAAAGAUUGAUAGAACAAAAAAGGGCGGUACAGCUGUUCAUUAUCGAUAAUCCUAAUUUGGGAAAUCUCUCAUUAUAUGAGUGGGAAUUAGCAGAAAGGGUAAUUGAUGUUCUUGAACCAAUUCAGAGAGUAACAAAAGAAAUAAGUACGGAAUCAUGUUCAAUUAGCAAUGUUAUACCCUUUGUUGAAAUUCUGAAAAGUGAAUUAACAAUUAAUGGGGACACAGAUAGAGAAAAGCUCAGGACUGCAUGUGAGUCUUUUUUUAAAGGUGAUGAUAAUGUUCAACUUCCAAUUUCUAAUAAAGAUUCGCCAGAAAACUCGAAUAACAUUGAUGAUAUUGAUAUUAUAUUCCCAGUGAAUCCACUUGAAUAUUGGAGAGUUAAUGCUGCAAAAUAUUCAACUUUAUCAACACUUGCACGUAAAUUUUUGGCUCCUCCAGCAACAAGUGUCCCAUCUGAGUCUGCCUUCAGUACGGCAGGGGAUAUUGAUAGUCCUCAUCGUAGAAGCCUAUUGCCUUAA
Molecule: messenger RNA, 1245 nt
Organism: Gordionus sp. m RMFG-2023
Lineage: Eukaryota; Metazoa; Nematomorpha; Gordioida; Chordodea; Parachordodidae
Product: zinc finger BED domain-containing protein 4-like
Exons: 4
Coding region: 1-1245 (414 amino acids)
Molecular function (GO): protein dimerization activity
Source: RefSeq, a predicted model, not a curated record